Messenger RNA from Rhineura floridana, 1901 nucleotides. Its product is annotated as olfactory receptor 6M1-like. The record is from RefSeq and is a predicted model, not a curated record. The coding region runs from base 660 to 1505 and encodes 281 amino acids. The transcript has 5 exons. Gene Ontology annotation, molecular function: olfactory receptor activity; G protein-coupled receptor activity. NCBI's taxonomy places the organism in Eukaryota, Metazoa, Chordata, Lepidosauria, Squamata, Rhineuridae. Gene Ontology annotation, cellular component: membrane. Gene Ontology annotation, biological process: G protein-coupled receptor signaling pathway.
CAUUGGAAAAACAAACAUUUGCCGAGAAGCAGCCAGAGCAAACCUAAAAAUAGUCUGCUGGUCCCCCACCACUGGCAAGUAAGCAAGUAAGCAGGAAUUACAUCCAACACAACCUGGAACAGGAGAAGCAGACCUUGAAAUAAGCAGCUGAGAUAAGAUUCUACUAGUUUAAUUUUGUUCAACAAAAAUAUGGAAGGUGGUCAAGCAGGCAGUUCACCCACAGACCACCCUUCAUCCAAUGAUGUGCCAAACAUGGGCACCUUACGCACACCACUGGCUUGGGUGGAGGCACUAGGAAAGAGCCAGGCAGCCCAGGGUGACCUGGGGCCACCUCCAGCGAAAUCACCCAGUGUGUACGCCCAAGGAGACACCUCACUUGCCCUUGGGGAUCAUCACCUUCAGACAACAAAGGAGAAGGUUUGGAGAGAGAACAGACAAGAAUUUGAUUAAUGGUCCCUCUCUGAGCAGUAGGAUAAGGACAAUAAAGCUGAUGAAGGCUUGUAAACAUGGAUGACUCAGUCUACACUAAAGCAAAGAGGUAAACAUGCUGAAACACGGAAUGAAAGAAUGCAACACGUGUGACUGAGUUCAUCUUAAUUGGAUUCCCCAAUCCCUGGGAGAUAGAGAUCCUCCUUUUUCUGACGUUCUUCAUCAUUCUGAUGGCAACAAUGAUUGGGAACAUCAUCAUCAUAACUCUGAUAAUCAUUGAUUACCGCCUACAUUCCCCAAUGUAUUUCUUCCUCUGCAAUUUGUCUGUCAUUGAAAUCCUUGCAACUCUGCAAGUGGUGCCAAAAAUGAUGCAGAACUUCCUGCUUGAAAGGAAGACCAUCUCCUUUUAUGGGUGCCUGGGUCAGUCAUACUUCUAUUUCUUGUUUGGCACCUCUGAGUAUGUUCUACUAGCUAUGAUCUCCUAUGAUCGAUAUGUAGCUAUAUGCUACCCACUUCGAUAUAGCACAAUCAUGAGUGGGAAGGUUUGUAUCAAUCUUGUGGCAGGUUCUUGGAUGAGUGGGUUCUUCUCCAUACUUGUUCCCACUGUGAUGAAGCUGGGCUUGCCCUACUGUGGCCCUAAUGUGAUCAACCAUUUUUUCUGUGAUAGUGCCCCUUUGCUCCACUUAGCCUGUGCAGACAUCAGCCUCGUGGAGUUUAUUGACUUCCUUGUCUCACUUCCCAUUCUUCUGGGUUCUCUUUUCCUGACACUCAUCUCUUACCUUUACAUUAUAAGCACUAUUCUCCGGAUCCCUUCUGCCACAGGAAGGCAGAAGGCAUUCUCUACUUGUGCCUCCCACUUCACAGUGGUUACCAUUGGCUAUGGCACCUCUGUCUUCAUCUAUGUCAGGCCUUCCCAAGCCAGCUCUAUGUAUCUCAACAAAAUUGCCUCACUGAUCACUACUGCAGUGACACCCUUGCUCAACCCCAUCAUUUUCACAUUUAGAAACCAGAAAGUCCAAGCGGUUUUCAGGAACACAGUUAACAAGUACAUAAGUAUAAGAAAAUGUACAGGUUGACAAGGACUGUUAAUUUAUUUUUAUUCUUUCCUCCACCCACCCCUAAAUUUCCUUCAAGGUGAUUAUAGUUGUGCAAGCUCCUCUCUUUAAUCCUCAUAGUAAUCUUGCUGAGUAGGCUAGGCUAACAAAUAGUCACUGGCCCAAGGCUAUUCAGUGAGCCUUACAGAUGAGAAUGAAUUUUAACCAAGUCUCUUCAUCACAAUAUCCUAGGCAUUACUAAAAACAUUCCAAUGUAUGUCCCUAUUCUCUCAACUUUAUUUUUAGAUGUUCUGUAGAGUCUGUAUGUGCAGAACCAUCCAACAAACCAAAGAUUUCUCAUGUAAAGCAUCCGUUGUAUGUAUUUAAAAUCAAAAUUAAGGGUUAGAAAUGUUAGACAAUAUAUUUUAGCUUUAAUAA